Molecule: messenger RNA, 1305 nt
Organism: Closterium sp. Yama58-4
Lineage: Eukaryota; Viridiplantae; Streptophyta; Zygnematophyceae; Desmidiales; Closteriaceae
Source: the annotation of a GenBank genome assembly
AUGUCAGGAGCUCCUAGCCGCACACGGCAGGGCAACCUGCAGCAGCAACAACCAGCAGCACCGGACCAACCCAAGCCCGUCAUCCCGGGGUCGACCCUCCUCACUGAACACGCCCUGAAAUCAUUUGAGCAGCGCUACGAGUGCCUCGCCACCCAGGGCAUCUGGGAUUCGGACCCGGUCCCGCGCCAACUCCCAUGGUUUAAACUUCGAAAGGGCUGGUCCGGCUGGGAGUGCGAUGCUGCCUGGUCCCGCCAGGCCUCUGAAACCGGCAACCUGGCCUUCGCCGCUGCCGAUGCUGUGGCUGACGAGGCUCGGCAUGCGCGCGAGUGGCAGGUUCGGGACGCGGCGAAGUACAGGUGGAGGGUGCACAGGAGGUGCGGGCGGUGGGGUGCGGUGGAGAGGGGUGCGCUGGCGGAGAGGCUGGCAGGGCGGAGGGUGCUGAUGGUGGGGGAUGAGACGAGCGCGAUGCUGUUUCUGUCCCUCCGCAACCACAUGCUCAUGCCAGGAGGGGGAGGGACGGGGGGAGGAGGAGCAGCAGGGGGAGGAGCAGCAGGGAGUGGAAGGGGAGGAGGAGGGGGUGGGUACGAGGGGUUGGAACAUCGGAUUAUGGUGCGGGAUGAGGUUCCGGAUUUCUGUGCCAGGCUGGACCUAAGGCAGCAGCAGGACUUUCCUGUUUGCACCCAAUUCACGUUCGGCGACUCCGCGUCUGUCCUCUUCGUUCGAGACGACGUGCUCCGAACCUCGCCGCCCAAUACCGACCCUGCAGCCCAGGAUCCGGCUGCCGGGCCUGCGGACGCAUCGACCCUCUCAUUGCCCUGGUUCGACCAGAUCAAGGUUGUCCCCUCUAGUAGCAGCUCCAGUAGCAGUAGCAGCAGCAACGACAGCAGCAGUAACAUCUCAGUGCUUAUACUGAAUCGCGGGUCGCACUUUGUGGAGGAUGAUAAGUUCAUCCAACAGCUGAACGAAACCCUCACCAAAGUGAGAGCCGCAGCACCGGACCUCCUCAUAAUCUACCGAAGCACGCCGCCCGGCCAUGCACACUGCGACCAGCUGCUAGCACCAAUCGCAGAGCGCCAAGACCCCUCGUCCCUACCCAACCACUGGGGAGAGUUUGCCGCCCAGAACGAGUGGGCUAAGCGGCUGGUGAAGGCUGUUGGGGGCGUGUUCCUUGAUGUCGACCCUAUGACCGCUUUGAGACCAGAUGGACACAUUCGGCCGCCCUCGGAUUGUCUGCAAUAUUGCCUGCCAGGGCCACCGGAUGAGUGGACCAGGAUGCUCUACCACAUGCUGCUCGACCUGCUCUGA